Molecule: messenger RNA, 358 nt
Organism: Moneuplotes crassus
Lineage: Eukaryota; Ciliophora; Spirotrichea; Euplotida; Euplotidae
Source: the annotation of a GenBank genome assembly
UCUUUAACGAAUUAGAAAAAUUGAUUCAAAAUUUUAAAUAAUAUUUUCAGAAAAUGCCUCACUAUCCUGACGAGAUUGAGUACUCUGAUAAAUACUAUGACGAUGAUUACGAAUACAGGCAUGUCAUGCUACCAAGAACUAUUUAUAAGAAAAUGCCAAGGGGGAGACUUCUGUCUGAAACGGAGUGGAGAGGGCUCGGUGUUCAACAAAGCAGGGGCUGGGCUCAUUAUGAGAUUCACAAACCUGAACCAUUUAUAUUACUAUUUAGAAGGCCAUUAGGAACCGAUCCUCUUACUGGAAAAGCCCCAGAAAUGGCUUAACAGUGUAAAUAACAUUGGUAAUUGAUUUCAUUUUAAAG